AGGAGGGAGCUUGUUUCAGUUUGAGCCUGCAGUAAUCGCUCAUCCAGGAGCCUGUUCCACUCAGGGAUUUUUGGAUUUUUCAGGCUGGAUGCUGUAGCUGGAGGUUUGGGCUCCCUGACUCCCCUCGUCCAUUUCGGUGUUUGAGGACCUGCAUGUCUGGCAUCCAGACAUGGGCCCCUCGUUGCGCUCUAGGAUUACUUUGUGCCUGGCCAUCACCUUGGCUCAGGUGAUCGCUGUGACCUGCCAAGAAGAUACCAAGAAUGACACCUGCACAGAAAAUGGAAAAGUCUACGCCAGGGGUGAGAUGUGGAACCCUGAGCCAUGUCGCAUCUGUGUGUGCGAUAAGGGUAAUGUGCUCUGUGAGGCCGUGGUGUGUGAAGACCUGGGUGGCUGUGAGAAAACUGUGACCCCAGAGGGCGAGUGCUGCCCUGUGUGUUUGACCCCAGCCUCAUCAGCUACUGGUUCAGGCCCUAACAUAGCUGCAGAUGAAGUGAAAGGGGAGAGCUGCACAGUGGAUGACGAGGUCUACCACCACAACGCCAUCUGGAAGCCAGAGCCUUGUCGAGUCUGUGUCUGUGACAACGGCGUGUCCCUUUGUGAUGAAGUGCAGUGUGAAAUCUUGUCCAACUGCGAGAAGGUGGUCACACCUGAGGGGGAGUGUUGCCCCGUGUGUGAAACCUUUGCUAGUGUUGGAGGGAGAAUAGAAAUCAUGGGCUUCAAGGGUCAGAAAGGUGAACCUGGUGAUAUCCCAUAUGUGGUUGGAAUCACUGGGCCUCAAGGACCGCAGGGUCCUCCAGGAUCUCAGGGACCCACUGGACCAAGAGGUUUUAAAGGCAGAAGGGGAUUCGCAGGACCUCCAGGUUUUGAUGGAGAGCCCGGUGUGCCAGGAAAUCCAGGAGAGCCAGGACCCCCGGGUCAAAACGCUGCACCUGGGGGCAACCUUGUGUCACAGAUGGCAUCUGGUUUUAAUGAGAAGUCCAGUUUCGCUGGGAUGGUGUCAGGGACAAGGGGUGAGGCAGGACCACGAGGACUUCCAGGACAGCCUGGACCACCAGGUCCAUCUGGUGGUCAGGGAAUCCCAGGAGAGGCUGGAGAACCAGGACCAAUGGGUGAACCCGGUCACAGAGGACCAGAUGGACCACCGGGAAAACCAGGCCCAGAUGGAGAAUCUGGACCUGCAGGUGCUACAGGAGAGCCAGGAUAUCCAGGAUCUGCGGGUGCAAGAGGUUUUCCAGGUCUUCCAGGGCUUCCAGGACUGAAAGGCCAUAAGGGACAUGGAGGUCUUGUUGGGCCAAGGGGUGAAUCUGGAGCCCCUGGAACCAAGGGUGUUUCAGGUACUCCAGGUGGGAUGGGAGCUCCAGGCCCACAGGGACCAGUGGGAAUGCAGGGAGAAAGAGGCCGAGCUGGACCAACUGGACCAGUGGGUAAACGUGGUACACCUGGACAUGUUGGCAAACCUGGUCCUCUGGGUCCGAUGGGAAUCCCUGGUAUUCCUGGUUUUCCUGGUAACCCAGGAAUGAAGGGUGAAGCUGGACCCACAGGGGUGAGGGGCACUGCAGGACCACAGGGACCCCGGGGAGAUCCUGGUCACGUGGGACCUCCAGGGCCAAUGGGAAAAGAGGGUGCACCAGGUGUUGAUGGAGCUCCAGGAGCCCGUGGUCAAGCAGGUUUAGGAGGUGUCCAGGGACCAGCAGGAUUGUUGGGCCCACCUGGUCCUCCCGGUCCCCAGGGAUCCACAGGAGCAGUCGGAGCCAAAGGCCAAGUGGGUGAUGGUGGCGUUCCUGGAUUUAAAGGAGAAGCUGGCCUCAAGGGAGAAAGAGGGGACCACGGUGCUCAGGGUCCACUGGGUCCAAUGGGAGAGGAUGGAAAACGUGGACCGAGAGGUGAUGCUGGGUCCAUUGGGCCUCCAGGACCUCCAGGAGAGUCAGGCGCUCCAGGAAACAGAGGUUUCCCCGGUGCAGAUGGUUUACCAGGCCAAAAGGGCGCCCAGGGUGAACGUGGGCUGCAAGGGUCACCUGGUGCCAAGGGUGCAGAUGGAGAUCCAGGACGCAACGGGGAGCCAGGUUUAACAGGAGCUCGGGGUCUGACAGGACUUAUUGGAGCCCAGGGAGCAGAGGGAAAGCAAGGACCUCUGGGCUCAGGUGGAGAUGAUGGGAAACCAGGACCUGCUGGUUCCACUGGAAACAGAGGUGGAGUUGGACAGAUGGGCCUGCCAGGACCAAAAGGACCUGCUGGUGAUGCUGGUAAGAUUGGAGAGGCUGGCAGCGCUGGGGCUCCAGGUCCAAGGGGACUGAAUGGAAAAGAUGGAGAAGCAGGAGCUGCUGGUCCCACUGGCCCCGCCGGUCUCGCAGGAAAGAGAGGAGAGCAGGGACCUCAGGGACUGAAUGGUUUCCAGGGUUUGCCUGGACUGCCAGGACCCCCCGGAGAGUCAGGAAAACCAGGUGAUGAGGGUCUUGCUGGAGAAGCCGGUACUGUAGGUCCAACAGGUGUGAGGGGAGAAAGGGGCCCUCCAGGAGAGAGAGGUGAAAUUGGACCUAAUGGACUGCAGGGACCAAAAGGAAGUCCAGGAGCACCAGGACCAGAUGGGCCAAAGGGUAAUCCUGGGCCAAAGGGUGGUGUCGGAGAACCAGGAGCUCAAGGUCUUAUGGGAAUGCCAGGGGAGAGGGGCAUCUCAGGACCUUCUGGUCCAAAGGGAGAUGCAGGAUCUGUUGGUGAGAAAGGACCUGAAGGCAAAGCUGGGUCUGAUGGUUUGAGGGGACUUGCUGGUCCUGUUGGACCUCCUGGCUCAGGUGGACCCAAUGGUGAGAAGGGUGAAACGGGCCCACCAGGACCUGCAGGUCGACGGGGGUCAAGAGGAAUUGCUGGUUCUACUGGUGAGCCUGGUCCAACUGGUGCUGCUGGAUUCCCUGGACCUUCUGGUCCUGAUGGCCAGCCUGGUGUCAAAGGUGAAACAGGGGAACCAGGCCAGAAAGGAGAAUCAGGAGCACCUGGACCACAGGGGAUGGCAGGGAAACCAGGAGAACAAGGUCCUGUUGGUGUGACAGGAUUGAAAGGUGGAAGAGGAACACAGGGUCAAGCAGGAUCUCCUGGAUUUCCUGGGUUGCCUGGAGGAAUUGGACCAGCUGGCUCUCUUGGACUUGUCGGUGCAGAUGGACCCAUAGGGGCCCCAGGAAAGCAGGGUCCAGCUGGCAUCCGAGGAGAGAAUGGAGCCCAAGGGCGUCAAGGAGAGAGAGGAUCUCGAGGUGCACCUGGUAGCGCUGGAGAGAAAGGAGACUCUGGAGAAGAUGGACCUCCGGGUCCUGAUGGGCCCCCAGGCCCUGCUGGUGCAUCAGGACAACGAGGUGUUGUGGGUCAGCCUGGAGUCAGAGGAGAGAGAGGCAUGAUGGGACUGCCAGGGCCUGCUGGUCCACCAGGAAAAGCAGGAACACCUGGAACUCGGGGCUCCAAGGGGCCUGCAGGAGGUGUUGGUUUACCAGGAGCAACUGGGCCAAGAGGAGACGCUGGUCCUGAGGGUAUUGCUGGAGCAGAGGGGUCUCCUGGUAAGGAUGGACUCGUAGGACAGAGGGGAGACAAGGGUAACGCUGGUCCAGAGGGUAUGGCUGGUGCUGCAGGGUCUCCAGGGACUGAGGGCCCCGUGGGACUGACAGGAAGUCCAGGACUAAGAGGCGAGAAUGGUGGCAGAGGAGCACCUGGACCCCCAGGACAACCGGGAGUUAGAGGGAAAGUGGGACCUCAAGGACCACAGGGAGAAAAGGGAACAGCUGGAGAAGCAGGAGAAAGGGGUCAGAAAGGACACAGAGGAUUCACUGGGCUUCAUGGUUUACCUGGAAUAACUGGCGCCACAGGAGACGCAGGACCUACAGGCAUUGUUGGACCAGCUGGGCAAAGGGGUCCUCCAGGUCCAGUGGGUCCUUCUGGAAAAGAAGGAAAUAUCGGGCAGCCUGGACCUAUGGGUGCUCCUGGCAGCAGGGGAUCCAGCGGAGACACUGGGUUACCGGGUCCAGCUGGUGAACCUGGACCACCAGGACCACCAGGACCACCCGGCCCCCCUACCGCAGCAGUUGAUGACCUCUUCGUCGCCCCGGGUGACUAUGAUGGAAACGGUGAUGUCCCAGAGGCUGUGGAAUUUCUCGAGGACGAUGUAGCAGCCGACCCUCCUCCUCCACUUCCCGAGUUCAACAAAGACGAGGCUCUGCCCAAUAGGAGUCCUCUGAUCAGACGCACAGACACCGGCAUCCACGCCACCCUGAAGACCCUCAGUGGGCAUCUGCAGAACCUCCGCAGCCCAGAUGGCAGCAAGAUGAACCCUGCCAAAACGUGCCAGGACAUUAAACAGUGCUACCCACAGAAACAGAGCGGAGAAUACUGGAUCGAUCCAAACCAAGGAAGUGCAAAGGAUGCCAUCAAAGUCUUCUGUAAUAUGGAAACUGGUGAAACCUGCAUCUCUGCUAAUCCUGCCAUCAUUCCCCGCAAAGCAUGGUGGACAAAAUCCACUCCCAAUGCCAACAAGCUCAUCUGGUUUGGAGCCAACAUAAACAAUGGAGCUAGAUUCCUCUAUGGAAAUAAAGAUGAGCAGCCGAAUGUGGUGGCGGUUCAGCUGAAGCUGCUGCAGCUUCUGUCCAAAGAGGCGCACCAGAACAUCACCUACCACUGCAGGAACAGUGUGGCUUAUAAAGACGGGAAGAGCAACAACAUGAAGAAGGCCAUGGUGCUCAAAGGCUCCAACGGCCAGGAACUGAGGGCACAAGGCAACACCCGCCUCCGGUACAGCGUCAUCGAGGACGGCUGCGCGAAAUCCAACGGAGCGUGGGCCCAGACAGUGAUCGAGUACAGGACUCAGACUUCGGUGAGGCUGCCCAUCGUGGACUUGGCGCCCAUGGACAUUGGAAAGGCUGACCAGGAGUUUGGCCUGGACAUUGGACCUGUCUGCUUCUCAUAAACCAAACUCAAACACAAGAUGGACAGAAACAGAGGAGCAACAACCAGUCAUCUCCACAGUAAAACAAUAUGGAUUAAGGCCACCUCCUCUUUCUGAGUGUGUGACUCGUACAGUGAAGGUUAGAUAUUUGGUUGCGUCCACAUGUCUGAAGCUGUAGACGCAGCGUCUGCGCUGUGGUGUGUACGAGAACCACAGGACUGGUAAGGCAUAAUUUAUUCACCUAGUCGAUCAGUUUUCAACCUACGGGAAAUGGAUGUGGAUGGUGCAAUGUACUAUGUAAAAGCCUGGAGGGAAUUUAAAACCCAAAUAAAUACUAAGUGACGUUACGCAGCAACACAGAAUUUUAAGGGAAAUGAAACUUGCUGUUGUUUUUUUAGUAAUUUUUUAUUUUUACAUCAAGAGGCCAAGAUGGGGCAAAAGUAUGGCAAUAACUGUAGUUAAUAAUUUUAAUGGAAUAAAAAAAAAAAAUCAUGCUUGAACCUAAAUUAUUAAGUUCUUUGCAAGAACUCAUUUACUCUUUCAGCAUAAAACGUCAAGUGUAAAUGCAACGUAUGACUGUAAAUUUGCUAAUUAUGUGUUUAUUGUUGACUAUGGAUGUGGAAUAAAUAUCUGUCUUUGGAACGACUGUGCUGUUUCCACAAGGAGAAGCAAGAUAUGUUCAAUAAAAACUCAGCCCCACUCA
Sphaeramia orbicularis (orbiculate cardinalfish) is the source of this 5621-nucleotide messenger RNA. RefSeq names its product collagen, type V, alpha 2b (gene col5a2b). The record is from RefSeq and is a predicted model, not a curated record. Gene Ontology annotation, molecular function: extracellular matrix structural constituent; protein binding. The transcript has 55 exons. Bases 170 to 4939 code for a protein of 1589 amino acids. Gene Ontology annotation, cellular component: extracellular matrix. NCBI's taxonomy places the organism in Eukaryota, Metazoa, Chordata, Actinopteri, Kurtiformes, Apogonidae.